CUAAAAGAAGUAUCCAAUGAGUUUCCGAAAAUAGUCCGACGACAGAUGGGGAUUCUCUCCCUCUUCCGCGAAGGCUUUAACGCCUACCUCCCUUCCCCAACAACCUCUCACUCUCGCAAUCGAAGCAGCCGAAUAAUGCCUUCUUCUAAUUAUGAUUCUGCUUCUCCUUCUUGUUCUUCCUCUGCACGUACUUGGCAAAAACAACGCAGCGCCGACAAUUUCUUAAACGAACCAGAACCAGAAGAUUGUCUCGCCCAGCGGCGGCUCACGCGGCAGAGGAAGCUCCGCUACGUCAGCAACCACGAGCUCGGCCUCAGCAGCCGCUUGAACGAUCAGCGUUCUCGCUCCUCCCCUGCCUCGCCUGACUCCGCUAGGAAAUCGAGGUCUCCUUGUGGGCCCGACCAUUGGUCCUUCUCCGCUCUCCCACAUCCUUUGCCGCUUCCUAAACCUGAUUCUCCGCUUGACAGGAAAAGGACGGAUCAAACAACGAAAAUCUCAAGCAAAUUAUGUCAGAGGAGGUUCUCUCAGGAUUCAAAUGUGGGAACUCUUCUUCAUGACAGCUUGGGGCCGAAUAACAAUGUUUCGGCCAAGAACACUGCGAUUCCGAUUUCGAGUUCUCCGAUUUGUCCUUUAAGACUAAACGCCGGGGACAUCAUUUUGCCUUCUUCUCAUGCCGUUAGUAAUAAUUACUCAUACCAUUUUUGUGCUCCAAAUUGCCGUGCACAGGAGGAGCCAAAACCAGUCAAGCCUCUUAACUUGAGGACGAGUGUUCUUUCCAAGAGUGCUCCAACAAGCGUCUUCUCGAGCCCCGCCGUUAGCCCGCGAGGUGAUACGUCUCCUCUGCUCUUGGCACCUCAACAGUUUCGUGAUCUCAACGUUCAUAAGGCGAAAAUCCUGCUCAGUGCGAAGAAUUCUCCAGUGCAUAGCCCCAUAAACAGAAACGUACUGCACAAUCAAAGCAAAAAUCCUAAGGGAAUUUCGUUUCCCUUCCAUAAUACAUCACUGGUAGAGACGAGUAAUGCGGAGAGGCCCGAAAGUAACUCUCAUGUCAAUGCCCAUCCAUUGCCUCUUCCUCCGGGGGCUAAUGUUGCAUCACAACCUCUUGCCCUUCAUCAUAACGUGGAACCUCUAAGUGUGCCAUCAAUGAAAAGCCAAUGGCAGAAAGGGAAACUCAUCGGUCGCGGCACAUUUGGUAGUGUUUAUCUUGGAACCAACAGAGAGACUGGGGCCUUAUGUGCUAUGAAGGAAGUUGAUCUUAUUCCUGAUGAUCCUAAAUCUGCUGAAUGCAUAAAGCAAUUAGAGCAGGAAAUUAAAGUUCUGCGUCAAUUAAAGCAUCCAAACAUUGUCCAAUAUUAUGGGAGUGAAAUAGUUGAUGACCACUUUUACAUAUAUUUAGAGUAUGUUUAUCCUGGAUCAAUCAGCAAAUAUGUUCAUGAACAUUGUGGAGCUGUCACAGAAUCCGUUGUUCGCAAUUUCACCCGUCAUAUCCUGUCUGGACUGGCUUAUUUGCACAGCACGAAGACAAUCCAUAGGGAUAUCAAAGGCGCAAAUUUGCUUGUUGAUGCUUCAGGCGUGGUUAAGCUUGCUGAUUUCGGAAUGGCAAAACAUCUUUCGGGACUAUCGUGUAAUCUUUCUUUGAAGGGGAGUCCAUACUGGAUGGCUCCAGAGGUCAUAAAAGCUGUGCUGCAGAAGAGCACCAAUCCUGAUCUUGCCUUGGCCAUUGACAUAUGGAGCUUAGGUUGUACCAUCAUCGAGAUGCUGAAUGGCAGACCUCCUUGGUGUGAGUUUACAGGGCCUCAAGCUAUGUUCAAGGUGUUGAACAAAACACCACCUAUACCAGAAACAUUGUCACCAGAGGGAAAGGAUUUCCUGAAUUGUUGUUUCCGGCGAAACCCAGCGGAGCGUCCAUCAGCUGCUAUACUACUCGACCAUCCUUUUAUUCGGAAUUCGCACGACCACAAUGUAGCAGCCGCAACACACAAUUUCUCUACAAUGAACCUAAUGGAUAAAGUGCACGCUCGAAGAGACCGCGACAAACAUAAAAUCAAUUUCUUGUCGAUCUCUCCACGCCCAAGGACAGGCACCACAAGUGGAAGUAUGCCAUAUUUUGGCAACACCGUUUCCUCUUGGACACUUGCAUAAUCAAAAUCGAAAUAACUAUAAUCUGAAAUCCUACUCCUCUAAAAGAGGCAACAAAGUUUAGCGUCCCCACAAGAAAAUGGUACUUUUUACAAAGAAAGACCUCUUGAUGCUGUGAAGUUAACAAAAAUUGCAUUGCUCUUGAUAAGGGAAGCCAUUUGCAUAGCUCCUGCUAUGGAACGAAACUAAAAGUCGAUUGUAAGGGAAGCAAGUGUUCUGCCUUAUGCUUCCAGUUGUCUAAUAAACUCAUACUUGACCUGUAGAAGAUUAAUAUGUACUAUGAACGAAAGACGCUGUACAUAUAUAAUUUUUUGUAGAUAUUAAGGGCCCGGUUGGUUCCGAUUAAAUUUGUUCACGCUAAUUAAGCCUUGCGUAGGUGCCUUCGCAGUUGAGUACUUGUGUUUUCGCAGUGUCUUCUAGAUCGUUGCGUUUUC
Morus notabilis is the source of this 2573-nucleotide messenger RNA. RefSeq names its product mitogen-activated protein kinase kinase kinase 5-like. The coding region runs from base 46 to 2142 and encodes 698 amino acids. Gene Ontology annotation, molecular function: ATP binding; protein kinase activity. Gene Ontology annotation, biological process: protein phosphorylation. The record is from RefSeq and is a predicted model, not a curated record. Lineage: Eukaryota; Viridiplantae; Streptophyta; Magnoliopsida; Rosales; Moraceae. The transcript has 10 exons.